Molecule: messenger RNA, 6344 nt
Organism: Lynx canadensis (Canada lynx)
Lineage: Eukaryota; Metazoa; Chordata; Mammalia; Carnivora; Felidae
Gene: MIA3
Product: MIA SH3 domain ER export factor 3
Exons: 29
Coding region: 18-5825 (1935 amino acids)
Biological process (GO): vesicle cargo loading; protein secretion; endoplasmic reticulum to Golgi vesicle-mediated transport
Cellular component (GO): endoplasmic reticulum exit site; endoplasmic reticulum membrane
Molecular function (GO): protein binding
Source: RefSeq, a predicted model, not a curated record
CCCGCGGUGACCACAACAUGGCUGCGGCGCCGGGGCUGCUCUUCUGGCUGCUCCUGCUCGGGCUGGCCUGGCGGGUGCCGGGCCAGCCGCACGCGGGCACGAGCCGGCGCUUCUCGGAGCACAAGCUGUGCGCGGACGACGAGUGCAGCAUGUUAAUGUACCGAGGUGAGGCUCUAGAAGAUUUCACAGGCCCCGAUUGUCGUUUCGUGAGUUUUAAAAAAGGUGACCCCGUAUAUGUCUACUAUAAACUGGCAGGGAGACCGCCUGAAGUUUGGGCUGGAAGUGUUGGACGUAUUUUUGGAUAUUUUCCAAAAGAUUUAAUCCAAGUAGUCCAUGAAUAUACCAAAGAGGAGCUACGGGUUCCCACAGAUGAGACAGAUUUUGUUUGUUUUGAUGGGGGAAGAGAUGAUUUUGACAAUUACAACGUAGAAGAGCUUUUAGGAUUUUUGGAAUUGUACAAUUCUGCACCUGGAGAUUCUGAGAAAGCUACAGAAAAAACUGGGCAUGAGGACACACUUCUUGAAGUACUUGAGGAAAGCGACCUUGAACCUGAAUCUGAUCUUGAACCUGAACCAGGAGAACUUGACUCAGAGGAGAGUGAAAGUGUGUUCUCAGAAAACUCUAAGGAACUCAGGGAAAGAUCUGGGGCUCAGAGGAACCACCCUCACUUAAACAGUCAAGCAGAUCAUGCUCAGGGAGACCAGCUUGCAUUUGAACCUUUUGAGGAAAUGCUACAAGAUAAACUGAAAGUGCCGGAAAAUGAAAACAACAAAACCAGCAAUGGGUCUCAGCUCUCGAGUGAACAGGAGAAGAUUGAUGCUUAUAAACUUUUGAAAAAAGAAAUGACUCUGGACUUAAAAACCAAAUUUGGCUCGACUGCCGAUGCCCUUGUCUCUGAUGAUGAGACAACCAGACUUGUUACUUCAUUAGAAGAUGAUUUUGAUGAGGAGCUGGAUACUGAGUAUUACACAGUUGGCAAGGAAGAUGAGGAGGAUGAAGAAAACUUGGACGACCUGCCGUUACUGACCUUCACACACGCUGGGGAAGAUGUGAAGGUCCCAAUGAAGUCUGGAGUUCAGAAAUAUCCAACAGAUACAGAGCAGAAUACAAAUGAAAAGGAUAAGGUUGAGGUGACUCAGCCCCCUGGCAUCAAAAACUAUGAUCAAAAUAUACUAACAACCUGGGAGGAUACUGUCUUCUCCUUCACAGAUGGUGACAGACAAACAGGCUUGGACAUAGGGAGUUCUGACCCAGAGGAAGGGAGGGAGGGUGGUGACGCAUUCAUCCCAGAUAGCAAAUGGGGGAAACCACAAUCAGCACCAGAUUACGCCGACCCCCAAAAAGCAGAAGAUGGGCUUUUGACUGUAGAGGCCCCUAAAACAAAUAAUGACAAAGACCUGGAAAUUCACUUUACAGGAAACGGGAGGAAAGUUGAGGAAUCCAAGAAGGGCCUGGUGCAGGCUGAGAUGGGGCUGGAGGGGAAGCAGGAAGGCAUGAAGGCACACGGUCCUACUCAAAGCAGUGACCUCAGCUCUUUGCCAGCUGCUGGAAAGAGUAAAGACAUGUCGGAAUCAGCUUUUGAUAACAAAGAAAAUGACCUAGAAGGAGCAGCUGUUCCUACGUCAAAAGGAAUGCUCCAUGAAGAAAAGCCUGCAGAGCGGAUUUUGGAGGGUGGCUCGGAGCGUGAAGCGGUACCCAAAGCUGCAGGGAGUCAAGUGAGCGAGGAAGGGAUGGAGCAAGAAUCCGUGGGCAUCGCACCAACGCCGGGGGGUAGUCCGCAUAAUGCAUCCAAAGACAACGCGGAAGAAGUGCACGCUUUAGUAAGUGGACCAAAACCACACACGCUUUCACCGGAGCCUCCACACGAGGGAUUUCAAGAGGAACAGCGUCUUAAGACUGACGGUCAGCCGAGGCCUUCCCCUCCAGAUGAAGUUGAUUUGCCAAGAGAACCGGAAGAAGAGGGUCCCACUGUGGGAAGAAAUCUUUCCUGGCCACAAGGAAAAGAGGUGGCCCAUGCACGUGAUAGGCAGAUGGAUGAGAAGUUACAGCUCUCCAAGGAAGUGGUCAAAGAGGACUCCUCAGGGGAAGAAAUGGCUCCUUACAAGCCCGCGGCGGGCACGCAGGAAGUGGAGACAAGAGGCCAGGUGGAUAGCCUGGAAGUGCCAGGUUUCCAUCCCGAGACACCAGAAGCAGAAGCUGAUUACGGCCCUGAACAACUACUGGAGGAUGAAAAUGCUCUAAGUGCAAAACAGUCUAAAGAAAAAAGCCCUGAGAUUCAAGGUGGGCCGUUAGAUGUUCAUCCGCAGGCCCCUGCAGGGGCCAUGUUAGGCACCGUUAGUACUGAUGCAGAAGCAGAAGGAAACAAAGAAGAAACCGGUAAUAUCUUGGAAAUUGAAAGAGAAAGUGAAACUUUGGGCAAAGGGGUGGACACAGGGGGCAGGGAAGCGGGUGGCGGGGUGGUGGAAAAAGAAAGCCCUCUUGUGGGUAAGAAAGCACAGAGACCAUCUGAAGGAAGUGACUCUCCUGACCAAAAAAAUGAGACCCCAGAGUUAGGGGAAGUGUUUGAGAAUCAAGAUUCUGAUCAUUUUCAAGACGGCCCUGAGGAAUACCUGAAGACCUCCGGGCCCGCUGAGCAGCCCGGGGUGGAAGGACUCUCCAAAGAGGACCAGGAGGACUUGGAGAGGGUGGCGGACACAGAGGGCCAGGGGUCUGCAGUUGAGCACGACGGUGACCUGUGGCACUGGACUGCACACAGGGCUGUGCAGCCGCCGCACGGGGACCGGGUGAACGACUUGCCUAUCCUCAGCAGCUUCUUUAAAGACCAGCAGUCUCUGCGGCGGUUCCAGAAGUACUUCGAUGUCCAUGAGCUGGAAGCCAUGUUCCACGAAAUGUCAUUAAAGCUGAAGUCCGCGCAGCGGGAGAGCCUGCCCUACAAUGUGGAAAAAGUCCUGGACAAGGUCUUCCGUGCGUCUGAGUCCCAGAUUCUGAGCAUAGCAGAGAAGAUGCUGGACGCUCGUGUGACCAAAAACAGAGAGCUGGGCACCAAGGAAAAUAACAUAUUUGAAGAGGCGGCGGUCCUUGACGAUGUUCAAGACCUGAUCUAUUUUGUGAGGUACAAACACUCCACCAUGGAGGAGACCACGCCACUGGCGACGGCUCCACCCACGGAGGAAGGCUGGGCUGGCGCCACGGAAGGAAUAGAGCCACUCCUUGAAGAUAGUUUCCCACAAGAUCACACAGAAGACCUUAGAGCACAGAUUCCCAAAGAGCCCAGCCAGUUGGAUCAACUUGGGACCGGUGACAAGGGUGGCUCAGAAGUGUCACAGAAGCCGAAUACUGAGAAGGACAUAGACCCAGGGAUAAUUCCAACAGAAAGCAGUCCUGUUGAUGCUGUUGAUGCAAAAAAGAAACUAGAAACAAAUGCUGAAGAGCCAGCAAGUGUCUCACCUUUGGAAAAUGCAAUUCUUAUAAUAUAUUCAUUCAUAAUUUAUUUAACUAAGACGUUGGUUGCUACAUUGCCUGAUGAUGUUCAGCCUGGGCCUGAUUUUUAUGGAUUGCCAUGGAAGCCUGUACUUAUCACAGCCUUCUUGGGAAUUGUGUCAUUUGCCAUUUUCUUCUGGAGAACUGUCCUUGUUGUAAAGAAUAGAGUAUAUCAAGUCACUGAACAGCAGAUUUCUGAGAAGUUGAAGAAUAUCAUGAAAGAAAAUGCAGAACUUGUACAAAAAUUGUCAAAUUAUGAACAGAAGAUCAAGGAAUCAAAGAAACAUGUUCAGGAAACCAAGAAACAGAAUAUGAUUCUGUCUGAUGAAGCAGUUAAAUUUAAGGAUAAAAUCAAGAAACUUGAAGAAACGAAUGAACUUCUGGAUGAUACAGCAAAAAAUCUGCGUGUUAUGUUAGAAUCUGAGAGAGAACAGAAUGCAAAGAAUCAGGACUUGAUUCUGGAAAACAAGAAGUCUAUAGAGAAGUUAAAGGAUGUUAUUUCAGUGAAUGCCUCCGAAUUUUCAGAGGUUCAGAUUGCUCUUAAUGAAGCUAAACUUAGCGAAGAGAAGGUGAAGUCUGAAUGCCAUCGGGUUCAAGAGGAAAAUGCUAGGCUUAAGAAGAAGAAAGAGCAGUUGCAGCAAGAAAUCAAAGAUUGGAGUAAAUCACAUGCUGAGCUCAGUGAACAAAUUAAAUCAUUUGAGAAGUCUCAGAAAAAUUUGGAAGUAGCUCUUACUCACAAAGAUGAUAAUAUUAACGCUUUGACUAAUUGCAUUACACAGUUGAAUCGCUUAGAUUGUGAAUCUGAAUCUGAGGGUCAGAAUAAAGGAGGAAAUGAGAUGGAUGAAUUAGCAAAUGGAGAAGUGGGAGGUGACCGGAAUGAGAAGAUGAAAAAUCAAAUUAAGCAGAUGAUGGACAUUUCUCGGACGCAAACUGCAAUAUCAGUAGUCGAAGAGGAUCUAAAACUUCUACAAUUUAAGCUUAGAGCCUCGAUGUCUACUAAAUGCAACCUGGAAGACCAGAUAAAGAAAUUGGAAGAGGAGCGCAGUUCGCUGCAGUCGGCCAAAGCCGGCCUGGAAGGCGAAUGCAAAACCCUGAGGCAGAAGGUGGAGAUUCUGAACGAACUGUAUCAGCAGAAGGAGAUGGCUCUGCAGAAGAAACUGAGUCAAGAAGAGUAUGAGCGGCAAGACCGAGAGCAGCGGCUGUCAGCUGCAGAUGAAAAGGCGCUUUUGGCUGCAGAGGAAGUAAAAACGUACAAGCGCAGAAUUCAAGAAAUGGAGGAUGAAUUACAGAAAACCGAGCGCUCGUUUAAAACCCAGAUUGCUACUCACGAGAAGAAAGCUCAUGAUAACUGGCUCAAGGCUCGUGCUGCAGAAAGAGCUAUCGCUGAGGAGAAGAGGGAAGCGGCCAACCUGAGACACAAGUUACUGGAAUUAACCCAGAAGAUGGCAGUGCUGCAGGAAGAGCCCGUGAUUGUGAAGCCACGGCCGGGAAGACCCAGCGCCCAGAACCCUCCAUGGAGAGGUCCUCUGAGCCAGAACGGCUCUUUUGGUCCAUCUCCUGUGAGUGGGGGGGAAUGCUCCCCUCCCCCGACGGCUGACCCGCCUGCCAGACCGCUCUCUGCUACCCUCAAUCGAAGAGACAUGCCUAGAAGUGAAUUCGGAUCAGUGGACGGGCCUCCACCUCGUCCUCGAUGGUCAUCUGAGGCAUCUGGGAAACACUCUGCCUCUGCAGAUCCAGGACCCGGUGCAGCUCCCAUGGCGAACAGCAGCUCGAGAAGCUCUUCCCCUACUAAGGUGAUGGAUGAAGGCAAGCAAACUGUUGCCCAAGACCCCGAAGGCCCCUCAGCUCCCAGCAUUCCAUCUGUGGCUGAGCAGUCAGUAGUAGUUCCUAUGGCUGCAAAAGGGCCUCCUCCUUUCCCAGGGGUGCCCCUCGUGAGCUCGCCCGUGGGAGGCCCUCUACCACCCCCCACUCGAUACGGACCGCCACCCCCGCUCUGCGGGCCUUUCGGGCCUCGGCCGCUGCCCCCACCAUUUGGUCCUGGCUUACGUCCACCACUAGGCUUGAGGGAAUACGCGCCGGGCAUUCCACCUGGGAAGCGGGACCUGCCUCUCGACCCUCGAGAAUUUCUCCCGGGACACACACCUUUUAGACCUUUAGGCUCUCUUGGCCCGAGAGAGUACUUUAUUCCUGGUACUCGACCACCACCGCCAACCCACGGCCCCCAGGAUUAUCCGCCUCCACCUGCUGCAAGAGACUUCCUGCCUUCUGGCUCCAGAGACGAGCCCCCCGCUGCCUCGCAGAGCAGCAGCCCGGACUGUUCACAGGCUUUAAAACAGAGCCCGUAACUCUGACCUCUGACGUUCAGUCCGAGAGAAAGUGGGCUGGGCACAUUGGUUACGGUAAAGGAUUUCAUUGGCUUCAGAAUCCAGAAGUUUAUUUUAAAAGGUAUGUUUUUAGAACCAAGCUGCCCUGGCAGUGUGCAUUUUUGAGCCAAACAAUUGAAAAAUAUCAUUUCCCCCCCUAAAUAAAAACCACCUCAUAAGCUAGAGCCUUCUGACAACCUUGAAAUGUGCAAUAAAGAAUACCUGUGUUCUAGUUAACGUAGCGCGUAACUGCUCCAUGAUUUAGAGUCCUGAGAAAUAUGAACAUUUCCUGUGGAAAUGCUAGAACAGGUAUUUCCAUUUAUUAUCCUGUUUUUAGUGUGCACCAGUUGAAUACAGAGCAAUGGUGUUUAUAAGCUUGGUUUUUUAAAAUAUCUGGUCGCAAAGACUGUUACGCUAAAAAUGUUUACUAAAAGAUCAUUAACUCUCCCUUCUUGCUGAAGUUCUUUGUAGUAAUAGUUCAUAAAAAUUUGGUUAUUAGUA